Molecule: messenger RNA, 1889 nt
Organism: Propithecus coquereli (Coquerel's sifaka)
Lineage: Eukaryota; Metazoa; Chordata; Mammalia; Primates; Indriidae
Gene: MDH1B
Product: malate dehydrogenase 1B, NAD (soluble)
Exons: 12
Coding region: 216-1889 (557 amino acids)
Biological process (GO): tricarboxylic acid cycle; oxaloacetate metabolic process; malate metabolic process
Molecular function (GO): L-malate dehydrogenase (NAD+) activity
Source: RefSeq, a predicted model, not a curated record
GUUCGUGGUGGUUGCAGAAAGAUUUACUCAGAAAGAAGAAAGCGUACCGAGGAGAAUGGCUAUUUUUCCAAAAUACAGGGAUAGGCAUGGGGGAGACCACAGAGCUUAUAAGAGCAAAGUAUGAUCAUGUACCGCAAUGUAACCCAUUCAAGUCCUAAUUUUAUAAACACCUAACCUCUCCUGCUGGGCGCCAAACUUCGAAGUGCGCCUGCGCCAUGCCCUCGGCUGUGUGGUUGCCGGGAUACCGCGACGCCGCGGUCCCCGCCUCUGGGUCUUGUUUGAUAAUGGCCAAAUUCGUGAUCGCGGGUAGAGCAGAUUGUCCAUAUUAUGCUAAAGCAGAACUUCUGGCAGACUAUUUACAAAAGAAUCUUCCUGAUUUUCGGAUACAUAAAAUUACACAACAUCCUGAGGUUUGGGAGGAGUGGCUGAAAGAUGUGUGCGAAAGCAAUAAGUGGAGUCAUAAGAAUUCUCCCAUCAUCUGGAGAGAGCUGUUGGAUCGUGGAGGAAAGGGUUUGCUUCUGGGAGGAUAUAACGAGUUCCUAGAGCACGCCCAGCUUUACUACGGUGUCACCUCUAGCAUGACAACUGAGCUCAUGAUGGUAAUUGCUCAAGAGAACCUGAGGGCACAUAUAGAAAAAGAGCAGGAGAAAGAAGCCCUGAAAGAUCUCAUCAACCCCUUGCAGGUCUGGAUUACCAGUGCAUCUGCUCCCGCCUGCUACAACCUAAUUCCUAUACUGACCAGUGGUGAAGUGUUUGGGAUGCACACGGAAAUUAGCAUAACUCUAUUUGACAACAAGCGGGCGGAAGAACGUCUGGAAGCCCUGGUUAUUGAGACCCGGGAGCUGGCGUCGCCUGUCCUGCGCAGGGUCUCCAUCUGCACGAAGGUGGAGGAGGCCUUCCGCCAGGCCCACGUGGUCAUCGUGCUGGACGACAGCACCGACCAGGAGGUGCACUCUUUGGAGGAAUGCCUCCGAAGCAGGGUGCCACUGUGUAGGCUCUACGGCUACCUGCUUGAGAAAAAUGCGCACGACUCCGUCAGAGUUAUUGUGGGAGGAAAAACCUUUGUGAAUCUGAAAACGGUUUUGCUUAUGAGAUACGCCCCAAGCAUCGCACACAAUAUCAUCGCUGUGGCGCUGGGGGUGGAAGGCGAAGCUAAAGCCCUACUGGCCAGAAAACUGAAAACAACUCCCGCGUACAUCAAAGAUGUAAUAAUUUGGGGCAAUAUCAGUGGAAAUAACUACGUUGAUUUGAGAAAAACAAGGGUUUACAGAUAUGAGAGUGCCAUUUGGGGACCUGUUCAAUAUUCACGCCCUGUUUUAAACUUGAUUUUUGACAGUGACUGGAUAAAAAGAGAAUCUGUGGCAAUUCUUAGAAACUUGACUGCCACAGGAAAACAAUUUGGAGGCAUUUUGGCUGCACAUAGUAUAUCCACCACACUGAAAUACUGGUACCAUGGCUCACCACCUGGGGAGAUUGUAUCUUUAGGAGUACUGAGUGAAGGCCAGUUUGGUAUUCCAGAAGGGAUUGUCUUUUCUAUGCCUGUGAAAUUUGAGAGUGGAACUUGGGUGGUUCUUACAGAUCUCAAAGAUGUAGAAAUAAGUGAAAAAAUAAUGACCAGAAUGACGAGCGAUCUAAUUCAGGAGAAACUUGUUGCACUUGGAGACGUGAUAAAUUUUCAGCCAUACAAAUCAGAAACUGAGCUAGCCAAAAGAAAUGAAAAGAUAUCCUUACCCACUACAGAUGACAACCAAGAAGAAAAUGUCCCAGAUGGACGUAAAAAUAGCAUUUAUUCUGAUACAGUGAUAGAUGAAGAAAAAGAUCUAGUGAUGUCAAAUGUGGAGUUUUCAGAUACAACCCCUCAAACCACGUCUGAAAAGCCACUGAAUUAA